AUGACUGCAUAUUGCUUUACUAACUGGAUGAUAGAGCUCCUUGAUUUGUACCACCGUUUGCAAGACACCACUAGAGAAUGGAGAUCAAUUGGAGCGCAAGGGGUGGACAAUUUCGAGACUAAAGCCGAAUGGCUGGUUGAGAAUCUCGAGUUUCUCAAGGAUUCUAUAGAUACUACGUGUUCCUUUGACAAUGUUCUCGUUGUCGUUAAAGUGGAUCGUUUCUCGAGACGAAUGAAGAUGGAAAUCUCGAGAAAAGAUUCACAGGAGAGAUUGGCAUCCUGUCACGUUAUGACUUCAUCCAUCCUGUUCUACAAAGAGCACUUCAGAAAAACCUCACCAGACUUCUUUAUUGAUCCUAUCAUGCAAACUGGUUUCUGGGACUUGACACAUGGGACUGCUACCCCCGACAAUUUCCAGGCAGGGCAAGUAAAGAUCCAUGGGGCCAAGGCAUCCCAGAUAUGUGACGAGCUGGAAGAAAUUGUAGAAAAUUGCAAACGAGGUACUGAGGAUGCGCAGAAGAAAUUCUUGAGAGCGCUUGGUAGUACAUAG
Penicillium egyptiacum is the source of this 549-nucleotide messenger RNA. The record is from the annotation of a GenBank genome assembly. NCBI's taxonomy places the organism in Eukaryota, Fungi, Ascomycota, Eurotiomycetes, Eurotiales, Aspergillaceae.